AGGGCCAAGCACUCAAAGGGGUAAGAGGAAACGAUAAACUCUCUGAAAACCCUUUAGACCACAACAUGGCUGAGGCGAUUCACCCCCGACCCAACAUGAUGACGGAGGUCAGAACCACACAAGGAGAGGGAGAGGAGAGGAUAGUGGACAUCUUGGUUUGUCCUGAGAGCCUCGGAGAUCAACAGCAGGACUAUGUGGGGACAGAGGAGUCCUCAAAGUCUCUGGGAAAAGGAAGAAGUCACGCUGUGAGUCCUCCUUGGUGUCCGACCAGGGCUGUGGUGGUGCUUCUGGGCCUGCUGUCGGUUAUCCUGCUGGCUAGACUGCUUGGGCUGGCAUUGCAACACAAGAACGACAUGGACCAGGUUCUCCUUACGCUGAAGAACUUAACAGAACAGAGAGACGCACUUCUUUGUCAAGAGGACUGCCCAAAUGCUUGGGAUAAGUUUCGUUGUAAAUGCUACAGGAUUUCCACUGAGUGGCUAUCCUGGAAUGAGAGCAGGGAGUUCUGUGUUUCCCAAGGAGCAGAUCUGCUGGUGGUGGACAAUAAAGAGGAGAUGGACUUCAUUAGCAAGGCCACCUCAUACCACGACUUCUGGCUCGGAGCGACAGAUGAGGCCGGAGAAGGGAUGUGGAGAUGGGUUGAUGGGACCGUCCUGUCACUGGAUAACCCCUCCUGGAGCAGAGGGGGACCUGUUGGUGGUGAGGACCAGAACUGCUUAGUGAGGGUAUCGGAUCCUAACCAAUUUAAAUGGGCAGAUGAGAGCUGUGAAGAACAGAGCCGGGGGGUUUGUGAACAAAAUGUACUAAAAUGAUUGAUUAAAACAUUUCUUUAUGAAUAUUUUUGACAUGUUAAUGCCGACAUAUAUCGGCUGUUUCUUUUCAUACAUGUUGGGUGCCUUCAUUCGAUAAGGGCUGUGAUUGGCUGCAAGUUGUUAAAAGGAGAUGAGAUGCAAUGGUCACUGCAGGAGCUGUACAUAGAUGCUUCUCUUGUGAAUUUAUUUUUUUCAAUGUUUCCACAGUUGCUCUUGGUGCUUGAGGCUGAGGUUAGGAGGCAAAGAGUCAGACAGCCAUUGGCUGGUUUGCAGUUGCCGUAAACCACACUAGUUCCCUCUAGGGCUGCCUUUGUCCCCUCGACAGUGUGAAGAUCACCAUUCAAAAAAAGAAAUGGAUUUUUAUAACGGAUGUGUUGUAGAUGUAAACUAAUCAUUUUAUUUUUUAUGUUUAAUAAAAAAGUAUCUUGACUUUGAUACCAUGUUA
Messenger RNA from Gadus chalcogrammus (walleye pollock), 1257 nucleotides. RefSeq names its product natural killer cells antigen CD94-like. The coding region runs from base 66 to 812 and encodes 248 amino acids. The transcript has a single exon. Lineage: Eukaryota; Metazoa; Chordata; Actinopteri; Gadiformes; Gadidae. The record is from RefSeq and is a predicted model, not a curated record.